AUGAGCACAAGUCAGCCGAUUGUGAAACCCUUCAUCUACCUUCGCAUUCCUAGCGAGGAUGUGAAGCCGGUGGAGGAGCUGCAUUUCAAUGGCCACAACGAGGCUGAGCUGCGACACACAUUGACGCGGUUCUUUCGCCAGUCGCUGCUUUCGGAUGACCAGAAGACAGACAUGGCGCGCCACUUGACCGACAAAGUGAAUGAAAGCGCAAAGAAGCGCGCGGAGAAGGAGGCCAACGGCGCCGGCAGUGGCGCUGAGCCGCCAGUAGACGUGGAGCAACAGCAGGCGAGCAUGAUUGAUCAGUAUCUGGACCAAGCCUCCUACGAGAUCAUCCCUGUCACCAUGCCGAUGCGCAGCACACAGUACAUCGGAACCUCGCUCUACAUUGACGACAGCGGUGCGUUCAAAGGUCUGCCCCUGAACUAUCGUGCCAGCAAGCUCGCACAGCGCGAAAUUCGCGGCGAUGCAUUUCUGUUGUCAAACCAUGACGACCCUGCUCUCGAUGAGUGGGGGCGGGUUGACUGCCCCUUGCAGCGUUACGAGGAGCUCUACACAGACUCACCAAAGGUCGCUUAUGACCCAUCCAACCAAGCCCAAAUGACACAAGCCGCAAAGCUUCGAGAGAACGAGGCAAAAAAGAUUAGCGUGGAGGACUACGAGAAAGCGCAGCAGGCGAAGGAGGAUGGAAAUCGACUCUUUACCGCUAACGAUUUGCCUGCGGCUGUGCAGGCCUAUAGCAUGACGGUGGACUUGACUGAUGGGCGGCGAGAUUUAUUGCCGAAUGAAGAAGCCGCUACGCAGCUGCGCCUCUCAGCGUUGCUGAACCGGUGCUUGUGCUUCACGAGACUCAAGAAGUUCCCGAAGGCAGUCAAGGACGCGCAAGCAGCUGCCUACCUGGAUCCCAAGUCGCUCAAAGCGUACUACCGCCUCACGUACGCGCUUUGCGGUGCGCAAGAGUAUGAGGCAGCGGGGCAGGCAUGCGAAACGUAUGCCCAGCUCGGCGGUGCGGAGGAAGAUGUGGCGGCAAUGCGCACGGCCAUCGCGGCGGGUGAAGCGGAGGUGAAGAAAACACAGAAGCAGAUGUUCUCCAAGAUGUUCCGCUCGUAG
This is a messenger RNA of Leishmania braziliensis MHOM/BR/75/M2904, 1107 nucleotides long. RefSeq lists its product as hypothetical. Gene Ontology annotation, molecular function: protein binding. The coding region runs from base 1 to 1107 and encodes 368 amino acids. NCBI's taxonomy places the organism in Eukaryota, Euglenozoa, Kinetoplastea, Trypanosomatida, Trypanosomatidae. The transcript has a single exon. The record is from RefSeq and is a predicted model, not a curated record.